AUGGAGCUCCCCGAGACCUUGAGAAACACAGCGCCGACCACGGUCUCUCCCAGCGAAGCGGAGCUGCGGGCCUUCACCCACGAGCAGCUCGUGCAGUACAUCUUGCAGAGCCGCUCAGCUCCCUCCUCUGCGCCGGAGCAGUACGGGAGGAAGAGGGAAAGAGAAGGAGCAGCGGAAGAGGGUGCCGCGGGCGAAGGCGACGAUGCCACCGCAGAAGCCAAAGCCGACGGCGGGGAGGAAGAAGAGCCCGCGAAGAAGAAGGCCAAGGCCAAGAAGGAAUUUGACAUGUCGCGAUACCAUCAGCGCUACAUCGCCCUCAAGCUCGCCUAUCUGGGCUGGCAGUACGAUGGCCUGGCCGUGCAAAACGACACCGACAACACCAUCGAGACACACCUGAUCGCAGCGCUCAAGCGUGUGAAGCUCAUCACGGACCGGCCGUCAUCCAACUACAACCGAUCGGGUCGCACCGACAAGGGCGUGUCUGCCCUGGGCAACGUGCGAUCGAACCUGAAGCCGGCCAACCCCAUCGACGAGAAUGGGGCGAAGGCUGUCAUCUACGCCGACACACCACUCGACACCAGCGACCCCAGGAAAGAGGAGAUGCCGUACCUCAAGAUGAUCAACUCGGCGCUUCCGCCGGACAUCCAGGUCCUCGCCUGGACCACCGUUCCCAAGGACUUCUCCGCCCGGUUCAGCACCAAGCACCGAACCUACAAGUACUUCUUCCUCGCCGAAAACCUUCAGCUUGAGCGAAUGCGCGAGGCGGCCAAGAAAAUCGAGGGCGAGCACGACUUCAGGCACUUCUGCAAGAUGGACGUGGUGAACGUGCACAAUUUCGUGCGCACCAUCUACUCCUUCGACAUCGCUCCCGCCGAGAGCGGUGUCGUGCCCGGGGUGGCCGAGGGUUCGAUGUACACGAUGACCAUUUGCGGCCAGGCCUUUUUGUGGCAUCAAGUGCGCAUGAUGGCCGCCAUUCUCUUCCUCGUCGGCUCGGGCCAGGAGGAGCCGACGGUGGUGGACGAGCUGCUGGACGUCGCCAAAUUCGAAGGUCGGCCGCACUACCAAAUGGCGUCGGAGAUCCCGCUGGUCUUCUGGGAGGCCGCCUACGAUGAGAUCGAAUGGACCUACGACCCAGUCGCGGUGAGCCAGGUGCACAAGGUGUUCAGCGAGCGCUGGAAGUGGCUCUCCAUCCAGACCGCCGUGGCGCACGCCUACCGCACCUUCCUGGAGGACCGGGUGGUGACUGUAGGACGGAACGAGAUCAAGUGGCGCGAGCACGCUGCCAGCCAACCGGGCAAGCCGACCCGGCACGUAAAGCUGCUCGCGCGGGGCAAGGGCGACACCUAUGCGGCGAGGGUGGCCCGCCUGGCCGGGCGAAAGAGAGAGCGCUAUAUUAAAACUUCCGCCGGCAGGAAGCCCACGGGUGAUGAUGAUGACGGCGAUGACGCGACCAAGAGUAGCACGUAG
Acanthamoeba castellanii str. Neff is the source of this 1467-nucleotide messenger RNA. RefSeq names its product tRNA pseudouridine synthase A, putative. The transcript has 14 exons. Bases 1 to 1467 code for a protein of 488 amino acids. Gene Ontology annotation, biological process: tRNA pseudouridine synthesis; mRNA pseudouridine synthesis. The record is from RefSeq and is a predicted model, not a curated record. Gene Ontology annotation, molecular function: RNA binding; pseudouridine synthase activity. Gene Ontology annotation, cellular component: cytoplasm; nucleus. Lineage: Eukaryota; Discosea; Longamoebia; Acanthamoebidae.